Salpingoeca rosetta is the source of this 788-nucleotide messenger RNA. RefSeq lists its product as uncharacterized. The transcript has 6 exons. The coding region runs from base 44 to 565 and encodes 173 amino acids. NCBI's taxonomy places the organism in Eukaryota, Choanoflagellata, Craspedida, Salpingoecidae. The record is from RefSeq and is a predicted model, not a curated record.
UUUCAAUCAUUUGCCCAAACCCAAACAAACGCUGACAACAACAAUGACGACACUGGCAGCCUUGCUUCGACGACAGCUGCGCUGUGUGACUGCGAUCACCAACAGCGCCAGCACUGCUCGUCGCGCUUUGUUCGUCUCACCAGCGACACCAAUGAAGAAGGUGCCCACACACAUCGAGGACAGCACGCUCCACUUUGACGACAGCCUCAACAUCCACUUGACCACGCGCGAUUCCAUCAAAGGGCGACACAUCGUUGAAGAACUUGGCAUUGUCAUUGGAACGUCCGCCAGGUCAAAGUCCAUCUUCCACGACCUGUUGCAGCGGCUGCGUGGCAUUGUUGGGGGAUCGCUGACCAGCUACGGUGAGCUCUUCGCCAACACAACGGCAGAGGCAACCCACAAGGCCAUGCUCGAUGCUCAGCGUCUCGGCGCAACCGCCAUCAUCAGGACCCGCUAUCAAAGCGCAGCCACGGAUUCCAAGCUCACGGGCGUGAGCUGCUUCGUCAUCUGUUACGGCACAGCUGUUCGGGAUGAAGAAGAUCCAAGCGUGAAGAAGAGCGAGUAGCACAGCCAGGCCGCUCCAAUGCGUGCAUGCACCCGCACUGGUUUUUCUUCUUUUGUCUGUGGUUUUUUGGCCUGCCUGUGUUCGCCAGCUCAUCAUUCAAAGUUAUCUUUUCUCUGCAUGCCUCAACUGUUUGGUUGGUGGCCCCGUUUCAUCAAUGCGACAGCCAAAGUAACAACAGCAACGUGUGCAGAACACACGCAAGGAUAAAACGAAACGCAAGCAA